GUAUCUUUCCUCCCCUUUUCCAAAACCAAAAAAAAACAAAACAAAACAAAACAAAACAACAACCCCGCCGACAUUCUUAGGACGAGUCCUUUCCAAACUCAUUUACUCUCUCAAUCGGGCAUUGUGGGAAAUUUUUUAUUUAUUUAUUUAAUUUUUAACGUGCUCUUUCACGUUUUUCGUCACUGAACGAGAGCUUUAAGUUUAUAAAUGUUGGAAAGGACGCUUUGUGCUUGAAUGUUGCUUUGUGGAUUUUUUGUGCUAAUAAUAAUAAUAAUAAUAAUAAUAAUAAUAAUAAUAAAACAGAAACCCUGUAAAAUAUUCCAUGUCGGUUGAUUUGCUUGAUGCUUUUUUUCUUUUCUUUUCUUUUUUUUUCUCCUCACCACAAGAGUAAAUUGUGUCGAGAGAAUUUCAGACUCCGAAGGUGAAUUUCAGAGUCAACAGGCGAAUUGUGCGUGAUGUCCUUCCUGCCAGAUUCCAAUCUGUUUGCUUUCCCGUGUGCUCACAAAGGGCUCAUAACUUACUGUCAACUCGCGAGGCGAGCCACAAAGCGUCCCAGUGUUGCUCGGCUUAAACGCUCCGCUCGACGGCUCUGCCGGCUGAAAAGUUUGCCUAACUACACGGGCAGCGACAGCAGGGAUUUUAGAGACCGUGUCCCCUCCGUAAGGUCCUGAUUCGCUGUGAGCGAGCGAGCGUGUGAAAAAAGAGAGGAACGAAAAACACCGCGCUUUUCUUGUCUCGGGAUCUCGAUGCAAUGCGGAGCGUGUGUUUGUGUGUGUGAGCGAGCAGUGGAGCUUAACACUGCCUCCACUGGUUCCUCUGUGUGUGUGUGUGUGUGUGUGUGUGUGUGUGUGUGUGGGGUGGGGGGUGCAUUUAAUCUUUUCCGCUUCUCUCGAUGCUCCCCGAGACGGCGUGCCGUCAGACCGGGACAAGUGCAUGCUAGAGAGUGUGUGUGCAUGUGUGUGUGUGUGUGUGUGUGUAUGAGAGAGAGGGGGAGUAUGUGUUGUGUGUGAGUGUGUGAGAGCGUGUGCGGGUGAAUCGGUUCUUUCGGACGUUUUUUUCUUUUCUUUUUUUUUUUUUUCUGGGAGUUGUAAUGCCAUCCAGUGCUGAAGUGGUGAGCGUCGGAGAGGAAAGAGGGCCAGUGGCUGAGGAGGACAGACUCAGAAUCAUGUCUUCCAAACAAGCCACCUCUCCGUUUGCCUCGGGCGCGGACGUCGGUGAGGACGGAGUGGGUCAGGAGCGCCUGGUUUGGGAGAAGGACGAAGGCAUGGAGCCGCUGGCAGCACCGCAGCUGCCGAUUCACAACCUGCUGCAUGGCAAGAUGCACGGCGAGGAACUGCCACCCGUCAGCAGCAGCGUGCCGCCUGAAUCCGACUGGGACAGCCUGGUGUCGGCCCAGCAGCGCAUGGAGUCAGACAGCAAUAAAGUAUGUUCCCUCUACUCCUUCCGGAAUAACUCUACCUCUCCGCACAAGCCGGAGGAGGGGGCACGGGAGCGAGGUGACCUGCUGGGAGCCUCCGCCUUCGGAACGCCGGAGCGCCGCAAAGGGAGCCUGGCCGACGUGGUGGACACGCUGAAGCAGAAGAAGCUGGAGGAGAUGACGAAGACAGAGCAAGAUGAAACUUCCUGCAUGGAAAAACUGCUUUCUAAAGACUGGAAAGAGAAAAUGGAGAGACUGAACACGAGCGAGCUCUUGGGAGAAAUACAAGGUACUCCAGAAAGUCUGGCUGAGAAAGAGAGGCAGCUUUCGACGAUGAUCACACAGCUGAUCAGCCUGAGAGAGCAGCUCCUGGCCGCCCACGACGAGCAGAAGAAGCUGGCGGCCUCGCAGAUGGAGAAGCAGCGGCAGCAAAUGGAGCUGGCUCGACAGCAGCAAGAACAAAUCGCCAGACAGCAGCAGCAACUUCUCCAGCAGCAGCACAAAAUCAAUCUCCUUCAGCAGCAGAUUCAGCAGGUCCAGGGUCACAUGCCUCCUCUCAUGAUCCCCAUUUUUCCACAUGACCAGCGCACUCUGGCUGCCGCCGCCGCCGCCCAGCAGGGCUUCCUUUUCCCCCCAGGCAUGUCCUACAAGCCAGGUGAUAACUACCCGGUGCAGUUCAUUCCUUCCACAAUGGCAGCUGCCGCCGCGUCAGGACUCAAUCCUCUUCAGCUCCAGCAACUGUACGCCGCCCAGCUGGCCAGCAUGCAGCUCUCUCCAGGAGCCAAGAUGGCACCACUGCCCCAGCCACCCAAUUCUGCAGGGCCACUCUCACCUGGGCCAAAGAGUGAGAAGAGGUCCUCCAGCCCACUGGGCCAGGUCAAGGAGGAGGGAACGCAGCCCUUGAACCUCUCGGCCCGGCCUAAGACAGCUGAGCCAGUGAAAUCCCCCAUGUCCCCGACACACAGCCUGUUCCCGGGCAGCAAGAGCAGUCCGAACAGCCAGUCCAAGAGUGGAGGCAUCCCUAGUCCACUCGCUUUGGGCCGAGGAUCAUCUCUGGAUAUCUUGUCUAACCUGAACUCCACGGCACUAUUUGGAGACCAGGAUGCUGUGAUGAAGGCCAUCCAGGAGGCGAGGAAGAUGAGGGAGCAGAUCCAGCGUGAGCAGCUGCAGCAUCACCAACAGGGCAUGGAGGCUAAACUCUCGGCUCUCUCGGGCCUCGGUCUUAACAACUGCAGGGGUGACAAGGAACGAGUCCACUUUGAAAGCCUGGGGCAUCAUCUGGGAAAACUGGGAGACGAUGGGAAGAUCGGACAGAGAGUCAUCGACCUGACCAGGCCGGAGGAUCUUGACGGGAGUAAGGAGCUGAAUGGUUCUGCAGAUAAACCACAACAGUAUUAUUGUUGGCCAACAGGAGGCGCCAGCACCACCGAAGCCCGGGUGUUCAGAGAAUCGCGAGGACGGAACCCCAAUGAGCCGCACAUCAAGCGACCCAUGAACGCCUUCAUGGUGUGGGCCAAGGACGAGCGCCGCAAGAUCCUGCAGGCUUUCCCGGACAUGCACAACUCCAACAUCAGCAAAAUCCUGGGCUCUCGCUGGAAGGCCAUGUCCAACCAGGAGAAGCAGCCGUACUACGAGGAACAGGCUCGUCUGAGCAAGAUCCACCUGGAGAAGUAUCCCAACUACAAGUACAAGCCUCGGCCCAAGCGCACGUGCAUCAUCGACGGCAAGAAGCUGCGAAUUGGCGAGUACAAGCAGAUGAUGCGCUCGCGGAGACAGGAAAUGCGCCAGUUCUUCACUGUGGGGCAGCAGCCUCAGACUCAGCUCCCGAUCAGCAGCAGCACGGGCGUCGUCUACCCCGGAGCCAUCAGCAUGACGUCAGAUUGCUCGAGCAACUCGGCAAGCCCCGAGCCCACCGUGCCCGUCAUCCAGAGCACCUUCGGCAUGAAGAUGGAGCCCAGCGUGCCCAGCGUGGUGCCCAGUGAACCGGUCAAUGGCGAGGACGACAUGGACAUGUACGAGGACUUCGAGGACGAGCCCAAAUCGGACUACAGCAGUGAGAACGAGGCGCAGGAGCCCGUCAGCGCCAACUGAGGCUUUCGCUCGCGGCGGAUAGAAGGAGUACUGAAGGAGGAGGGGGGGAAAAAAAACAACUACAGAACAAAUUUAAAAAAGAGAGAGAAAAGAAAAACUUGUUUCUGAUAAUAUAUCCCUUAGGAGCCUGCAUGCACGUGUGGCUCCCGGCUUCAUCGGCUCUUCGGUCUUAAAUGUUUCUUCGAGUGUGAAGCAGUUUGAUUGUGUUUUUUUUUUUUUUUUUCUUCAGUUUUUAUAGUUUUAUUCUUAUUUGAUCAUGGAUGUGUACACAAAUUGACCUGUAAAGUUACAGAGGGCAGGACUUGAAACACAAUUAUAGCUCUCACAGUCUUACAUAUAUAUAUUUGUUGUUGUUGUUGUUGUUGUUGUUAUUGAUACUUUUUUUUUUUUUUUUUUUUUUAGAUCACUGUUUUUGACGGGGUUCUGUAUUUCUCUCAGGUAUGCUGUGCCAGCCAACAGCUUGUGAAUGUUUUAUUUUGAUUUGAACUAUUUAAAAAUAAGGAAGAAGACAGCAGAACAACAACAAAAAACAAAAAAAGAACAUGUAAAAAUUGAUGACGAAACACAAAACUGCCCCUUCUUUUAACUUAUCUAAUCUUACCUUACCUUAUUUUAUCUUAUCUAAAUGCUCUUCUUAAUUGUUCUCUCAACACGACGUCCAAAUCCUGGUCCAGCCACACCGUUAACUUCCUUCCAUGCAAUCUUAGAUCUCCAAGUCUUAAAGGAGAGCGUUCACGAGUCUUAGACAAUCCUCUGGAAUUUUAUCGAGGUCGAGAAAUAAAAAAAAGAAGAAAAGAAAACCAACCUUUUGCGUCCUUCCCUCUUCUUGAAGCACUCAGGAAUUUUAGAGGCAGUGAUGUUAGAGAUGCUGGAUUUUUGAUUAAGGAGAUCUGAAAGUCCUUGUUCAGUCCAGUCCAGGAGGUCUAGUGCGGUGAUCAUGCAGCCUGUCUUGCCCUUCGCUUCAGUCUUACACCCACGACGUUCUUAAUCAAACAGAUUGGCCAGCGUGCCAAAGCGGGGCCAAAGGCGUCCAAUCUACGAAAUUGAAAAGGCAGCAAAAGGCAGCUUCAGUGGCAUUACAAUCAGAAAAUUGCUGUUGUACAAUGCGUGCUGGUUUUUAUUAUUAUUUUUUUUUACAGCAGCAAGUCCAUAAGGGCUUUCUGUCACCGUAAAGGCCUUUUUGGAACGUUGUAAACCUUAAGCGACACGAGAAAGUCUUAAAGCAGGGCAUAAAUAAGUCUUAAAGAAACAAGAAGUUUGUCUGGGCCAGAUAACGGAGACGUGGUGCAUAUUUAGGGGGAUAAAAACAUUGUUUAGUAGCGCAGCAGGUUAUACUACCGCGCUGUUGGAUUCUGGAUUGUGAUUGGUCAGAAGGUGUUGAUUCGUUUUCUAUAACAGCGACUCUGCAAAAUCACAGGUUUAUAUUAAUGCGUCAUCGGCUCGUUCGGACGGGGAGAUAAGCUGCUGAAGUUUCCUCUAAGCAGCCGUUUACUUCUUAACAUUUAGGGAAGGAGUCUCCAGUGUCAGAGGACAGUGGAGUUUUGUUCUUAUUAGCUUCACAAGAGAGAGAACGGAACAGCUGUUCGUUAGGGUUCGUUAUAACUGGCUAUAAAGUACAACGUGCCAUUGUUGAAUCAAUAAUAAAACACUUCAUGACGUGCUGUUAUGGAAAAUCGACAACUCAGGGGUGAGAAGGCCCCGACGUCAGCUCUCGUAUCUCGAGAGGCGGCGCCAUCUGGCUCCGGACUCGGACUCGGUCUCGGACUCGGACCCGGCGUCCGUCGGAAGCCGCGGAAAACAAUACGGGCGGGACGGGAGGGAGUGGAUCGCCGAUUGUGCUCACUCCAUCAAAGUGCAGCAGAAACCCAUGAGGUGCUGCCGAGCAGAUGGAACAAGUAGAUCAAGCUGUGGGAGAUUAUUAAAAUGACUGACGAGUCUGUAUCAUCUGAAAUGCGCCAUUAUUAAUGCAUGAGGCUCGGCUAUUUUCCUCUUGCCCUUGAACCUGUCUUAUUUUAUUAUUUUUUUUAUUUCCAUUAGCAACACGGCAAUUACUGCUGGGCUGAUGAGCUGCUGGUCACUGCGUUGCCUCUCAAGGUCGUAAAUAUAAAUAAAUUAAGCGAUUCAUUUUUUAAAAUAAAAAAAGUUCAAUAUAAAAGUUAAGCACUUAUUUACUUUCCUCCUAGCAUUAACAAUUUCUGCAAAGCCCCUGAAAUGGAGAAGCAUUUACUUCGAGUCUUAGAAGUCUCUUAAGCACUUCUGUAAUCUCAAAAAAAAAAAAAAAAUUCUUUUUGACUUUUUCUCUUUUUUAAAUUUUUUAAUUUGCUGUGAUUUUUCUCGUGAGGUACAACACCAACGCUUGGCAGGGUUUUAACCCCUGAUUAUUCUAAAUUCGUUUUUUCCUUGUUUUUUUUGUUUCUUUGUUUGUUUGUUUGUUUUAAAUAGGUGUCUUGUUUAAAUUUGUUUCAUAUCUGUUUGCUGGUAGAUUAACUUGUACGUGUUUUGUACAUAUUUUGUUGACCACGCCAAACUGAUUUUCUAGGCUGGCGGUAGACAAAAGGACUGUUGUCAGGACUGAAACUUGAUCACGCUUGUGUAAUGGGGGGGGAGAGACAGACAGAGAGAGACAGACAGAAAGAGACAGAAAGAAAGAAAGAAAGAGAGAGAUUGAGAGGACUUCGGUCACACACAGAGUUUCAUACGUGUUACAAGCACUGGAUAUAAAUGGUAUUUUUAUCGAUUCUGACUAAUGUGAAGCCGUCGUGCGAGAAAAAAAAAAAUCCACACGAACAAAAGUGACCCGUUUGGACUUCCCAGAUUUGAGUCAUUGUAUUUUUUUUUUUUGUGUGUGUGUGUGUGUGUGUGUGUGUGUGUGUGUGUGCGUGUGUGUGUGUAUUUUUUUUUCUUUUGUUAAUUUAUGCAAAGACACGUGAUAAACGAACACUUUUGUUUAAGCUCCAGUGCUGCCUAAGGGAGAUAAAGAGCAGUAAACUCGACAGAAGGCUCACGUAAGAGACUGAUCAGCCGAGACACACCGGACUUCAAUCGCGCAUCCGAAACUCUCAUGUACGUUUGUGUUUGUAUAUUGUAUUUGAAACCUAUAUAGUGCAUAUAGACUUUUAUUGUAUUUAUUAGCCGUUGUCGGCUAUAAAAAUUUGUCAGUAGACCUUAAUAAAAAGGACAAUCAGAGAAAAUACAGUGACGCUGAAUUGGAACUCAAAAUUUGUUUUGUUUUUUUUUGUUUUGUUUGUUUGUUUGUUUUUUAAAAACACAUUUACCAUCUCAUUCUUUUUGGAUUUUUUUUUUUUUAUUGUUUUUUUCUCCAAAAUUGUAAAUAUAACAUAGAAAAAUAGAAUUCUAUUUUUGUUCGUGGAUACUUAUUGAAGUAUAAGUUAUGUUAUAUUUGACUUGUUGUUGUUGCUUUCCUUUUUUUUUUUUUGUUUGUGUAUGUCGGUCAAUCAUUCUUUAGGGAAAAAAAGAAAGGAAAAAAAAGAAAAAAGAAGAAGAAUCAAAAACUAGACAAGUCACUGUACCUCAUGUAGAUGCUGAGCUCAGUCCCUGUUGAUCAGACAGUAUUGGAUCCGACUCGAGGAACCUCACUUUCACAAGACGUCCUUUCGAACUUCGAACUUCGAACUCGUCGCCACGAUAGAUUCGGCCAAUCGGUCGAAAAUAAAAAAAAACGAUUUGGGCGUCACGCGUGAGAUCCGGAAGUGAGGUUCUCGCUAAGCUCGGUCCAUGGUGGAUGAACAAAUAUUUAUUAUUUUUUUAUGCUGAAUAACAUGGACACGUUCUUAGAAUUUUCUUUUUUCUUUCUUUCUUUCUUUCUUUCAGCUUUUCAGCAGCUGCAGUCCAUUUUGUGUUCAAUUAAUUCAUAUCACUGCCAUCUUUUUAUGCAAAUUAGAUACAACUGAAGACAAAAUACAUAUGCUGUUUCUACUUAUCUUACUGUAAUUCUGUUUCAGUCAUUAGAUGUUUUUUAAUAAUGUAUAUUGUGGGAUUCUUUUAUUCUUUUUUUGUUGCUAAUUUAAUCAGCACAAUUCACUGACAUGCUGGACUGAAAUGCUAGCUGCUGUUCAGAAGAGUACGUUUUUUUUUUGUUUGUUUGUUUUUUUUUUGCUGUCAGGGACAAAUUAUUGUCAUUGCAAUGGUACUUUCUAGUUUCUAGUCUCUCAAGCAACACUGUGUGCGUGGCUCAUCGAAUGCCCGGGCCGCUCUCGACUUCGAAUCCCGCUGGCAGCCUGAUAAUUAUAUUUCUUUUUGUUUUGAAUUUUUGUUUUUGUGCAUAUAGAAACCGGUUUCUCGGCAGGUACCUGGCCAGGUAUUGUUCGGGCGUUAGAGAUAUAGAACUAGUGUGCUGCUUUAAAGAGAGAGAGAGAGAGAAAAAAAUACAAAAUAAAAAACCCAGUACAAAAAAAGUAAUUAAGUCUAAAAAUGUAAAUAGUUUAUCAUAUCUUGUACAGUCCAGUGUAAAGUUUUUAAUUGAACUUAAAGGUUGCCAUCACGCUCUCGUUCACAGUUUUCUUCUUUAUACAGUAUGAAAAAACAGUACGAAAGACGGCGAUUUGCUAAGGGUAUUAUUGUUUUAAAAAAAAUAAGACAAAAAAAAAAAAGUACUAAAAAGAUUUUCUGCUUGGCUUCAGUAUGUAAACCAGCAACUUAUUGUUUUUUUUUUUGUUUGUUUGUUUUUUCCAUGUGCAGUAUUGACGUGAGGUAAACUAAAUUAAUUCUACAGUCGUAUGUUCCAGAGAUGAGUCUACGAGUCUCUCUGUAAUGGUAGUAUUAAUAUAAAUAAAAUAAUCCAGAUGAGUGACGCAUUUUGGUUUAUUUAGGCACCUUAGUGGAUUGUACAAUUCUCUAGGUCGCUCUCCGUACAGGAGGCGUUUUUAUUUUUUGUUUGUUUUUGGUUGUUUUGUUUUUUUUGACAUAAAGUUGUAAAGUAAUGACAUUUCUACAGUAUACUCAAUACAUUUGAUGUACAAUGGCAGAAGAGGGAGUUCCUGUCUGUUUUAGCUCAUUUACCUCAAGAGUUUCCUCUUUUUUUCCUUCAUAAAAACCAUACACACACACAUACACACACACACACACACACACACACACACACACACAAACAUACAACCAGAAAAUCGUCUCACCAUCACUCCAUCUUUUGUACUGCUGUUGACACUUACAAAUUAAAGAGACAUUUUGUUUUAAA
Molecule: messenger RNA, 8702 nt
Organism: Ictalurus furcatus (blue catfish)
Lineage: Eukaryota; Metazoa; Chordata; Actinopteri; Siluriformes; Ictaluridae
Gene: sox6
Product: SRY-box transcription factor 6
Exons: 15
Coding region: 1091-3508 (805 amino acids)
Biological process (GO): positive regulation of chondrocyte differentiation; central nervous system development; cell fate commitment
Cellular component (GO): nucleus
Molecular function (GO): RNA polymerase II cis-regulatory region sequence-specific DNA binding; DNA-binding transcription factor activity, RNA polymerase II-specific
Source: RefSeq, a predicted model, not a curated record